UUGACAAAUUGAUGGCCGUGCUAUGAAAUUAGUCUAUGAGCAAAUCUCCUAAUACAACAUUAUGAGUAUAUUUACAAUUGUAGGUGCAAUUAAUGUGAGUAAAACCAUAUUUCAUUACAAUCCAUGGGUUAGUAUACCAGAGAAUUUCACAAUUAUAAAAUUCUCUCAACCGCCUAUAUUAAGUUAAUUUCUUGACGUAACUGUGAUAAAUGUUUGUAGCGACGCUCACCCUGGGGUUGGGAAGGUUCAACAUUCCUCUGUAGUGCUAAGGGAAGGGCAGAGGAGGAUAUAAGGACCCCACCACAGGCUGAGGAUGCGAGUGAGCACUUUCCAGCGUCCAGUUGAAGUUGCAGCAAUUAAAGGAGAAGUCAACAUGAGCCGCAGUCCAGAGAGGAUGUCUUCAUACCGCCGUCAUUUCGAGGGCGUCUUGGCCGCCUCUCCUGCCUACCAGCUUCGGGUGUCCAGCCCCUCUCCCACCCGCAGGGACACCCGCCACCGGUCGGCCAGCUUCACCCGGAGUGGUGGGACGAUGGGGCGUAGGGCUGUCUCCAGUAAGGCUCGCAUGACCAGCAGUGUGAGUAUGGGAGCGCUGUGCUUUGGUAUGUCCAUGGGGCUCGGGCCAAAGCUGGACCUGGAUGCGGCUGCAGCAGAGAACCAGGCCUUCAUGAUGACUCGAACCAAUGAAAGGCAGGAGAUGGUGGCCCUCAAUGACCGCCUGGCAGCUUAUAUUGAAAAGGUGCGAUCACUGGAGUCGCACAACAAACUGCUGGAGGCUGAGAUCGAGGCCCUGAAGGGUCGUCAUGUCAGACCAUCAGGCCUCAGGCAGCUGUACGAGUCUCAGCUGAGGGAACUCAACAGGGAGGCUGAGCAGAUGAGAACCCAGAGGGAUAUGUCUGUGGCAGCCAAGGAGGCAAUGUUGGGCCAGUUAGACGCGUUGAAGGCCAAAUAUGAUGAUGCUGUGGAGGCCAGGAAAAAGACAGAGCAUGACAUUGAGAUGCUACGUCCAGAUGUGGACAAGGCAACCUCAGCCCGGAUUGCCCUGGAGAAGCAGCUGGAAAACCUGGAGACUGAGCUGGCCUUCCUGCAGAGAGUUCACAAGGAGGAAAUUGAGGAGCUCAUGCAGCAGAUCUAUUCAGCAACCACCAAGGUGGACAUGACCUUUGGUCUCCCAGACCUCUCCUCUGCCCUAAGACAGAUUCAGUCUCAGUAUGACAGCAUUGCUGCCAAAAACCUACAGGAAAUGGACGGCUGGUACAGGACAAAAUUUCAGGACCUGACCGACGCCUCCACCAAACACGUUCAAAGUCUUCGGAGUGUGAGAGAGGAAAUUGCUGGCUAUAAGAAGGAUAUCCUCAACAAGGAACGGGAAUUGGAGGCACUGAGGACGAGGAACGAGUAUUUGGAGGCUCAGAUCCGCGAUGCAACCGAGAAAUACAAAAAGCAGGAGGAGGACUUACAGGUACGUAUAGAGGAGAUUAAGCUGGAUCUGAAGGUGACCAAGGAGAAGAUAGCUCUGCUUUUGAGGGAAUAUCAGGACCUACUGAAUGCCAAGAUGGCUCUGGAGAUUGAGAUCACCACCUACAGGAAGCUGAUUGAAGGGGAAGACAGCCGUCUGAGCACCAUGGUCCAUAACCUGUCCCUGACUGGAGGCCUGCGUCUCACUUCCAGCGUUAGCUCACACGCUGCGUCCACCUCAGCCUCAGCCUCAGCCUCGGUUCUAGCUUCAGAUAGCCCCGCACCUGCAACAACUUCAAAGCUGGAUGACGCCCCCAGCGAUGCAAGCAGCAGCGGGGCAGAGAAAGCUCCAGAUCCAGCUGGAACUCGAGUGGAGGUGGCCUCAUCGGACACCCAGACAGACUUAGACGAGCAGGCUACAGAGAUGUCCGAGAGGAAGACAGUCCUCAUCAGAACAGUUAAGACAGAUGAGGACACUUAUGAGAGCAACACACAGGAGCGCACCAUCACCAUUUCUGGAGCAGCUGACGACACAGAUGAAGAAUAAACAAUCUAUCUCUCCCAAGUCUUCCUAGCUGACUAUAUGCUGUACACCAUUUCAUGUCAUGUUAGUCAGUUUUUAAAUGCUUUGAAAAUCAACAAAUAUAAACUUUAAUCUAAGAGAAAACACACUGUACAAGCAGUAACAGGAAAACCAACUUGUACUCCUGUGCCAGUUUUAAAGAUUGUUCCAUGGAGACUUCACACUGUGUCCUGUCACU
Molecule: messenger RNA, 2216 nt
Organism: Lates calcarifer (barramundi perch)
Lineage: Eukaryota; Metazoa; Chordata; Actinopteri; Centropomidae
Gene: ngs
Product: notochord granular surface
Biological process (GO): skeletal muscle organ development
Cellular component (GO): cell-cell junction; Z disc; intermediate filament
Source: RefSeq, a predicted model, not a curated record